AUGCGCGCAGCUUCACGUCUUCUAGCAAGAGCCAGUACCGUAGGCACGCCCUCCGGCGGCCUCGGUGUCGUUCCCAACGCCCUUCUCCCGCCAAUUCCGCUCUACCGCCGUGUACUCCGUGGACAUCGCAAGCAUCUGCCACCAGAGAUGCGUGUAUUGGGCGACGAAUACGUCAAGAGCGAGUUCCGGGCACACAGAGGCGUCGACAAUCCUAUCCACAUCGUAAGCCGCCACCAAAGCAUCGAGACAAGCAAGCUGGAACAAGAAAGAGUCAUGGAGACUGACAAGACGCUANNGAUCGGUUUCCUCACAGAAUGGCAAGGAUACGCUCAACAGAUUGAGGGCGAGAAGUGGAGAGGAGAUAAGAUGGACAAGGCAAAGAUUGACAAGAUGAGUGACGAGCAGAUUGCCCAGAUGUACGAGCUGAUGCAAGCCAUCAGAAAGCAAGAGCUGGAAGACAACGAUCCCGAGUUCCAGGCUGCUACUGGCCAGGAUUCCGACAAGCAAAAUUAG
Messenger RNA from Aureobasidium uvarum, 513 nucleotides. The record is from the annotation of a GenBank genome assembly. NCBI's taxonomy places the organism in Eukaryota, Fungi, Ascomycota, Dothideomycetes, Dothideales, Saccotheciaceae.